This is a messenger RNA of Xyrichtys novacula (pearly razorfish), 17865 nucleotides long. Lineage: Eukaryota; Metazoa; Chordata; Actinopteri; Labriformes; Labridae. The record is from the annotation of a GenBank genome assembly.
GCCGUGAUCUGGACUGAGGCGGAUGAGACCAGAAACCUUUGUUCUGUCCCUCCUCUGAAAAACGAGAACAGUGACCAGAUCCCAUCAAAGCGUCCCCACAAACCGAUCUCACGGUUUCUGCAGUCGUGGUCUCUUAAGGAUGCUGGGUUAAUCCGAAAUCAGCAGGAUUCAGUCAUCAGGCUUUCUUUUCCAUCACGCUGAUCGCUACAAGCCGACGGGGACAUCUGGACGUCUUUUUUACCUGUCAGCCACUAAAUGGAAAUAAAACACGGGACUGAAAGUGGCAGCAGUCGAGGUGCGUGAACCCUGGUGAAAAAAACAUGACAUUGGUUAGAUAUGAUCUCUGAUCUUUGCAUGUGAAUUUUGACCUCAACGAAAAUAGCUGUUUUUAUUCUGUGUAGUAAUCCAAUAGUGUUUCUAUGGGGACCGGCUGGACCCACAGUGAGUGCUCGAUCUGACUCAUGAUUUACUAGUAUUUGUUUUAUCCUGGAAAAUAACAUUAUCGUGAGUGUAGAGAGACACUAAGAGCAUCUGAAGCUUUCAACCAGACGUGUGAGUUUGUCUCGAGUUUGAUGGAUGCUGUUGUUGUCAGGGUACCUGAGAGCUGCACUGUCAUGUCAUUAUUUCAGCCGGUACUUUGCCACUAUAAAUCAAGCUCACCAAUGCAUGCUGCUCUGCCUGCCAGCAUGUCAAAUGUCAAGCAGAUUCUGGUGACUCAGAUUGUGGAUCAGAUUGGAGUUUAAGUUGGCUGUCACUGAGCAAGGCUUCAGGUCAUUCUUCCUUGUCAAAACAACAAUACUUUGGAGAGGGAAGAAGGAAAAACCUGAACACAGAACUGUCCAGGUUCAUGAAUGCAUACAAUAACUUGACAAACUUCAAAGCAGGGUCAUAUCUGAGCAGUUGUAUUGAUUCAACAAUUUUUUCAUUAGACCAAAACCAAUAAACAUUAUCACUGACCCUGAAAGCUCUGCUAUUAAUCACCUUUUAUGAGCAUAAAUUAACAUUAUGUUGAGGUCUUUACAUCAAGGUUAUCCUCAUUCAUGGUUGAGUGUGAGCAGAAUAAAGAAAUUACUCAUAAGCAUGCUUUGGAUGAAUUUUAAUGUGGUUGGACUUGCAUGUUCUAAUUUUCAUUAAAUUAAAAUGAAGACAGGAAAUCAAUAUGAAAUAUAUUUAAUUGUAUAUUUCAUUUCUGGUCAUUUAUUUGAAAGACAUCCACACAAUGUUCACUUUUUCCUCUUGGCAGUAUGUUUUUAACACACUGCCUAUUAGAUAAAGAUUUAUAUCAAAGCAGUUAAAAAGUUUUGUAACAUAAAAGUAAGAUGAAAAUAUAACACUUUGCUUGCAUGAUCAAGCCAGGAAAUGGCUUCCCAAACCCAUUAGUAAAACCCCUCCCUGGCUGUGUAAAAACCUUAACAGGUAGAUUUGUCCAGGUAUUUUGUGUAACCUGGGUACUAGGUUCACAGUUAUUCUCUUUAGCUCUUGUUUUUUUGUUUUCUUAUUAGAAAUGAAGGACAUGUUUGAUGUUAAGUCACACAACAUCUGAAAAUAUCACACCUCUUCCUUCUCCUUUCACAGGUAAUGAUCUUCCAGUCCACUAUCUGCGCCUCCUGGCUCCACCCUUGCAGCUUUUAUCAGCUGCAGUGUGGCAGGUAGUGCAGCAGGGACUUGUGGACCACUAUGGGAUGCUGGAGGAGUUUGUCACCAUGGUGACAGAGCUGGUCCCAGAGCUGAUGAGCUACAGUCAGAGGGCACAGCUCAUCCUGGGACUAAGAGCCAGGGUUUGUAUUAUUAACUCUUAAAUCCUUGUUGAAGUUGAAGGGCUUUGUAAAAAUUUAAAAACAAAAUCUGAUGGUUUGCAAAUCAUGUAAACUGUCUAUCUGACAGACUCUCAAACGAGAGUGCUGUUAAUAUAAGAGGUGAUGCAACACAAUUGUAAACAUGCACUUUUGUUCCAAAUUUUUUUAAAUGUGAUGCUGGCAUAAAAUUUUCAGUUAGUUUUUCAGUUUCAACAUUUGUGAUAUUGUCUCUUCAUUGCCAGUUAAAUGUAGGAUUUGCUUGAUUUGCAAACCGUCAAAGUCUGUGCUUAUUGAUAUUUUACACAUUAGCCCGACUUUUUGAAAUCAGGGUUUUACAUUUUUAUACCUCAGAAUGAAGAAAAAUUUGCAUGGGUGGCAAACAUGGGAGAAAACAGACUUACAAUUAUGGCACCGUGAGCCUCCGGGCAAUAAAGGAUCAAAGCAGCUGACACACCGUCCCCCCCUAUCAACAGAGAGCAGAUUUUUGGGAGAGAAAAAAGGCAGCGAGACUUCCAAACCUGCUCAAUUUUUCUCAUUUUAUACCACAAACAUAAAAUCUACAUCAAAGUGUUCUGACAUUUCAUACAUUAUUUAUAAUAUUCAAAUCUUGAGGCCAAACAACUAGUUUACCAUCAACAUUUUAGCUAGAAUUUAAAAUACAAUGUCUUCAGAAACUGUCUUUUCUAAAUCCUGCCCCUGUCUGUCACCUUUCAUACUCACUCAUGUUACAGAACAAUAAUCCAGCUAUAUGAAUUUCUCUUUGUUUUUACCUGUGAUCCAGGAUUUAUCCUGAGUAUUUUUGCAGAUUGGAGUCUUGUUUCUAAAUGAUGCAAAUUUAGUAUCUAUAAUGAAGCUGCUGCGCUAUCUGAAAGGAACUGAACUGAAGCAGGAUAGAGUCCAUUAGUUUAACAGAUAUCUUCUGUCUGAUGCUUUCUUUACCUUUGUUGCCAUUUCUUCCUUUUUUUCACCACUACAGUGCUUUUAAUCAGGCGACGAUGGAUCAUUUAUUGUGCGAUUUAUGGCAUUUUUUUCUGUGUGCACUUUCAGCUGGUCCUGGAGAUGUGUCGAGGUGAACACCCAGCGGACAUGCAGACCAUUCAGCCACAUCUGGACAGAAUUAAAGCCCCUGUCAGCUCUGCCAAGGAUCACCAGGUAAGUGAAUAGUUGAUGGCAAACCCACAAGUGUUUCUGUCUACAUAAUGAGUCCACUGGUUCGUCUCUUUUCAUUGACCUAUAUGACUCUAUAUGCAUCCCCAAUUUUUUCAUGGCAAGAACACAUAGUUGUUUUAUUUAAGCGGUAUGAGCUUGAAUGAAUAAAAGUUGUGAAAGUCAAAUAUGGAAAACAUUUGCUCUGUAUAAAUAAUGUAGAAUCUGGUUUAGCUGCAAAUAAGACAAAGUUUUCCGUAUGUGUGUUCAACAGGUAACCAUCAACCAGGUGGAGGAGUCUGAGGUGAACUUUGUGGAGUUGGUGCAUUCACUGCUGGAGGAUCCCACUGAAAGGACCUAUUUUUUUCAAGUGAGGCAGCAGUCUUUACUAAUUGUCUGUUUCUUUAUUUAGCACACUGCAUCAUAUUUAAAGUGCAACACAAGGAAAAUAACAUUGUUACAACUUUGCACGUAAUCUAUCAUCUCAGUUUUUUUUCGAAUAUAACUCUUAAAAUGAAACUUAUAAAAUAAACAUGUAUGUAUGUACAUGUAUGUAGAAAAUAAACUUUGACAUCAGAAAUAUUCCUCAAUUCUUGAUAUAUCGAACACUGAAAAAGUGUGUAUGUAAGGACAGGACCAAAAACAGUGGUAAUGACUUACUUGCUGGAAGCCACAGUUUCUCCAGCAGCUGUAGAAACCAUGUUGUUGGUAUUUUGAUCCAUCUCUGUUUGCAUCUCUCUUGGGGCAGUUGAUUUGGAGAACGUGUAUCUAUACAUAAAUAUACAAACUUACAUUCAUAAACACUGUAAACAAAAGGACAUACACACUCAUUUACACAUCGAUCAGUCAUAGCGUUAUGUCUGUUGACAGGUAAAGUGAAUGACGCUGAUUGAGUCUUUACAGUGGCACUUGUCAGAGGAAGGGGAGCGUCACACUGAAAGUGAACAUUUUGUUCUUUGAGCUGAUGUGUUAGAAAAAGGCCAGUAUAGGGAUAUGUGUGACUUUGACAGGGUUUCAGUUGUGAUGGUUUGAUAGGGUAUUACCAGUCUGCAGUGAUCUGGUGCUCCUAAAAGUGGUCCAAGAAAAAAUACCUGAUGAAAAAGAUCCAACAGAAGAGCAAGUGGAUCUCAAACUGCUAAAAAAUGUUCUGUUAGAAAGUUGUCGGAACAUACAGCCCUUUGCAGUUGGUUGCAUUUGGGCUGUGUGGCCACCAACUAGUCAGAGUUCCUUGUCCAUACUCAGCACCUAUAGAGGACAAAUGGCCAUGGGCGCUGGACCCCAGAGCAAUAUUUUAAUGUGGUCUGGUCAAAUAUGAAAAUACUGACUUAGCCUCCAAAUUCUACCGAUCUCAGUCCUAAAGAACACCAGCGGGAUGUGCUGGACUACUAAAUCCAAUCCAUGAAGGCCAAACCUCACAACUAACAGAGCUGUGGGGACGUGCCACUGUCUUAGUGCCAAAUACCACAGCACACCUUCAGAGGUCUGGUGGACCUGACAUGUCUCCUCAGGUCAAGACCAAAAUAGCCCUAUCCUGACUAGAGUGGGGCUUACACAGGUGCUCAUGAUGUUCUGCUUCGUCUUUACUCACUUAAUUCAACAUAGUAAAUAAUCUUGAUUGCGUUAUGUCACAAUCGCCAUCCUAGUUUCUGAUGAAAUAUGUAAUUAGCAUGUAAACUAGCUUGAUAUAGUAAAUGACAGAAACAGGACAACUAUAAUAGGCAAAUCAAAAUUACAGUCUUGUAUUAGGGUUUACUUUACCUUUGCUAGGAGAGAGUACAUGUCAGGAGAAAGGACAGCUAAACAGCAGAGGGUAACACUGGAACGUCCAGAGUGGAUAGAUGACAGAGCUGCCGCUCUCCUAGUGUUACACAGUUCAAAGGGGAGUCCUUGGACAGGAUCUCCAGAGCUAUUAACAGUCAUCUAUUAAAAAGUGUCAUGUUCUUUUGAACUACCAAAGAGCUUUGAUGGUUUUGGAUGAAAUCCAGGUUUUGUUUUUGUGGAUCUGGUUUCUGUCUUUGAUAUUUGAGGCCUAAGCCUGUCAGACAAUGGCUCACAACCACAGAAACAGGCUGUUAACAACAGAUUGGAACCCCAACAGGGUGAGCGAGCAUCAUCUGAAUUUCACACACAAAUUACUACGAAUCAACAAAUGCAAGAAUUAUACGCUUAAAGGAACUCACAUUUUAUAAUUUAGUAAGAACUAAAACUGCACAGGGGGUGUACAAAGCACAAAAUAAUUUACUUCCAGGUUGUAUUCAGAUGCUGUUUGAAAUCUGAGAGAACAGGUAGCUUUAAAAAACAAAGUGAAGGAUCAACAUAAAACAGAUCGGUGUUUCAGUUAAAGGGAUAAACUCUUGGACCAGCUGUGAUGAGAAAUCAAAAAAAUUUUAACUCAGUGUAUUUAAAAAAUGCUUAAAAUAAGUUGUUAUUCUGUCGUCAAAAGGCACUUGUAUAAAACAGGAAGCUAAGUACAAAACAUUUGGACCUGUACCUCUGACACAGCUUAUUGUUUAUCAGUGACAGGGAGUUUAAUGAACCACUUAAUACAGUUGUGACAGAAUUGCAACCACAGUCUCAAAAUCCUCAUACAGCUGCUACAUUUUAGAGCCUCGAGGUUUCAAAGAGUUUGUGUCAAACAGAAUAUCUGAGACACUCCACAAGUCUGGUAAAAAUGAGAGAUAACUUUGCCAGUGAACUUGACCUUAAUGUAUCCCUCACUCCUGAUCUGUUUAUAUCUUAUCCUCGCCCACAGGAAGUCUUCCCGGUGUAUUUUGGCCCAAAGUAUGACGCAGCUCUUGAAAUGCUGGUGUGGGAGUUUAUAUCUCGACUGGAGGAGCUUCUGCCUGCCCCAGACUUCACACAGGUGCCCUGAUUUUGAACUUUGAAAGCUUUGCAGAGUAAGGAUUUCUGGCACGACUUCACCUCCUCUAAAUCUGCACGGAUGUUAACCUUUUCAAGACGGAGGACAUGAGCUGAAAAGUUUAAGUCUGUUGAAAUAAAAUCACAUUAACAUUUACACAGAAAAAAAUCUUUUUUAUUAUUACAAAUACUUUUUGGAACAAACAGGAUAUUUUUUAAGCUAUAAUUGGUCUUAUUUCUUCAUCUAUUUUUUAACUGAUUAACAGCUUGCUGAACUGAAGCAAAUUGUGCUCCAUACUUGUACACUAACAUGAGGAAAAAGGUUUUGGUUUUGUUAUCUCUACAAUCCUUUUUAAGUGCUCCUGUAAAGCUUGUUUCACUGUCCUGUCAAAGCCAUACUCUGCAGCGUUCAUGCAAAUACAAAAGGUCAUGACAAUCUGCCUGGGGAGCUUACUGGGCCCUUAGAGAUUCGUAUGCAAACUUGUUUAUCCACUUCCUUUUAUUUCAUUAUCAAAGUAAACCAAGUGUGACACAGACACAUGUCUAAAAGUGAAACAGCCCUCUCAUUUUUCUGAGCUGCAUCAGUGUUUCAGGCAGAUUGUAGCAUACAAGCUGGAUGUAGGGCUCAUCUGUCUGCAGCUCUGAUGCACAGACAGAUAUAGAAGAGUGUAAAGUGGGCGCAGGUGCACCAUUGAGUCUCAGUAGAUUUCUUCUUGCUCACUCUGUUUUCUGCACCAAACAGUGGCAGGAGACUAAGGUCAUUUCCGUGACAUAACAAAGCUGGUUUUCGCAUGACAAUUUUAAAGGCUGGCUUCACUCUAACAAAACAGUUUCAUAUUUUAGUAAUCCAUGUUUCUUUCUGGAAUUAUUGAAAGUUCCUUGCCUGCACAAAGUUAAACAAACCCUGAUUUUUCUCCUCUAAAUAUGACGGUCUCUCUUCUCCCCAGUUGGCAGAUUUUCUCAGAGACACUCCUUCAUUCCUUGACGACUGUUUACAAUCCUUCUUCCCACCUGAGGACAUGAAGGCGGUACUUGAACAUCACAGAAACCUUGGGCAUUUUGAAGAGAAAGGUAAUGAGAUUUCACACUCUAGUGUUACCUGCAAUAUUGCAGAGGAAAGUAGAACCUGCACCAGCAGACUAGUAUAGAGCGAGGGAAAAUUACCCACCAGUUUAUCAACGUCAAAUGGGAAUCUCACACAGAUUUAUAAUGAAAAAUGGGUUCUUAAUAUACAUUUGAGCAAAGAGACACACACUUGGAUGUGGGAAAAGGAGAGUUAGUUGUUCAAUAUCUCCAUAUCAGCUGAAACCUUUGAGUGUGACGCUUAAAUACAUGUCAUGUACUUAAACACGGGGAUAGGAUUGUGUUUUGGUGUUUAUGUUUUUGCCUAAUUAUUUUUUAGCAUAGUCCCUAAAUUAUUCAAAUAACUGUGUCUGUCUUUUCUUUUACAUGCUCUGUUCCUUAUGCUGGUGGCAAACAGUGUUUGUUUUUGUUUUUGUCUGCGAAUACAGAAGAAAAUGAAUUAAUCUUAUCUCUUGUCUACUGGUAUUUUUGGUUGAAAUGCACUUUACAUAUGGAAAACAAUUUGAGUUUGAUACCUUUGUUUGUCCUUCAACAGUCCAAGUUAGUUAGGGUCUAAUUAAUCCUCUUGUCCUCAUUCGUAGAUCCUCGGUUAUUACCCAUGGAUGACUGCAUCCUUUCCUCCUUGUCUGUUUCUCCUGGGGCCAAAUCCACCACAAACCUCACCUCCUGCUCACCUUCUCCAAAAGACUCAGACCCUCCUGAGCACCAGGGACAUCCCAGUGCUACCUCCAACAUGAGCAGCCAUAGGAAGACAAGCUGGUUGAGACAAAGACUGAGAAAGAUGAGACAGCACGGUUCUCAGGAGAGGAAAGCACAGAGCGCGGUUAGUUCAAGGACAUGUGAUGAAACCAUAGACCUCACUACAACUAACGAGGCUGCAGACUCCGAUUCAGCAGCCAGUGAUAAGAGCCAAAGUUUAAGAGGAGGCCGGAUUCUUAGGAAGAGGAAGCUGAGUGGAGGGGUGGACGUUCCCAGCAAACAGCCUGCAGAGGCCGCAACUUUCUUGUAAGUUCGAUAGAUCGCUAUUUUUUUUUUUUCCUUUUUUUUUUUUUUUUGCUUAAUGUCAACACUUCAGAAAAUUUGAUUAUAAAAAAGUUUGUUUUAGUUUGUGGCCAAAAUAUUUUAUUCUAAGUAAUAUACUCUUACCAGAAGUUGUUGAUUUGGUGUUUUUCAAAAAAAAAUUAUAAAAGGGUGUUCAAAAAUCUGCUCCGUUGUAUGUUUUUCUUCUUCGACAGAGAUCCAUCAGUGGACGUUGAGAAUUCAGCUGAAUCUCCUCUGAUCUCCAUAUGGGGAGAAUAUACAGGUUUGUUCUGUUUGUCUGCUAUUUAAGAUUAUUGUGAUUUAUCAGCAUAUUGAUCAGCCAAUUAUUCUAUUUAAGCAAAACGUAAUGUAAAGCAGUAUUGUGAAUCAUUAUUACAUUAACAGGAUUAGAAUUACCUUCAGUGUUUUUAUCAUUUUUCUUUAUAACAUUAUACCAAAGACACUCAGCACAUCUAACUAUCUAUCUAUCUAUCUAUCUAUCUAUCUAUCUAUCUAUCUAUCUAUCUAUCUAUCUAUCUAUCUAUCUAUCUAUCUAGCUAGCUAUCUAUCUAUCUAUCUAUCUAUCUAUCUAUCUAUCUAUCUAUUAACUCAAAUAGGCCCUGUUUGGGAGACUGAGACAAGUUGCGAGGUGGUAAAUGAGAUUUAUUAUAGGUAGCUUGUCAUUCAGAAGUUUAGGAGUUGUUGGCUGGAGGUGCUGAGGGUAGCAUGGAGAGCACCAUUGAGACAAGGAAAACAGCAUUAGCAAAAGCAUGGAGAGAAGCUGGCGUAAAGUGGCAGAUUGCGGGAGCCAGAGCUGGAGCUUAAGAGCAGCUGCUGAUUGCUUCUAACGAGGGACAGCUGCGCCUCAUCAGAGUGGAGACCGCCUCACCGCGACCCCACCAGACUCUGCUGCACUGAAACUUAGGACACAAACCCAAUGUAAUAGCCAAACACAGAAAACGGUAGAGAUGACGAUAAAUAGUCAAAACUCUGAACUUCAAAAUGUCAUGUGCUCAUCUUAGUCAGAUAGUUUGAAUGGCUACACUUGAGCAGCAUACCCCUAUGAACUAUAUCUGGAGAAAUACCAGACACUAAGAUGAGCCAGUGAUGUAACCGUUGUGGACAUGUUGGAGCCUUCCUCCUGUGGGUGAAACAGUGUCCUUCCAGUGGAGACCCUCUAUGUGGUGUAGUUAUGGUUAUCAGCAGAGAAGUGACUUUACUGCUCUCUAAGUGUGCAUGCUUGUACUCUGGCUCUCUCAGAGAAAAAAAUCUAACCAAAAAUGUUUAAAAACUCUUAUUGUGUUUUUAUUAAACAAUCAAAAAUGAUUACAUGAAAAAAUUCAGUGCAAAAGAAAUGAACUUACAACCCCAAAAUUUGAUUUAAAACCCAUCAGUUAGCCAGAAGAAAAAUAUAACUACAAAGCACAACUCCAGACACCUUUCAGCAUAUUCAUGGUUUUCUAUUUCUGUUACUCUUAACAUGACCUUUUCAUCUCACACCAGCUGCUCUCUCUCUCUCUCUCUGCUCUUCAAAAGCUCCCACAUACAUACGAACUUUUGUAACUGGAUAAAUCUACCACAUGCUUGCAUGAGCGUAAGAUCAUCAAAAUUUGUUUUAUGAAUAAUUAACAUGAACGUAUUGAAACUAAGAAAGUGUUUGAAUGAUAAAAAGAUUAUAAAACAUCAAACUUUACACAUAAACUCAGAAUAGAUCAAAUUUCCAUCAGAAUCCAGCUGUAUACUGUAGAUCAAAUUUAUGCUUCUAUUAGUACUACCUUUGUCGCUUGUAUUAUCCUGUUCUGUUUGUGUUUUCUUUUCUUGUCUGUCCAUAAAUAACUGUUAGUAUUAGUUCUGUUUGGAUCCAUUAGUCGAAGAUCAGACCCAAGAAUACAUUUUUUUUCAUUUCAGACUCUCAAGAAGGUUCACUGCCAGUCAUAACUGACACAAAAGUCCCGUGGUCAGACGAGGAGACGCUCCACCUGCUCGACAUCUGGGGGAAGGACUCCGUGCAGCGGGCUUUGAAGGGCUGUUUAAAGAACCGUCACAUUUUCACACAGAUCUCUCAGAGGAUGGCAGAGAGAGGCUUCAUGAGAUCAGUGGAGCAGUGUCAGACCAGGAUCAAACGGCUGAAGAAAAGCUUCAGACGGAACAACAAGUGAGUGAUAAACCCUUCCUGUUUGUUGUCCAAUCAUUGCAGUUCAUCAGAUAAAUGUCUUUCUCAGCAGACCUCAUUACACAGCUGUAAUUUCUGUUCCCCUUUUCCCUGAUCUAACACCAGAGGGAGCUCCAGGCUGGAGUAUAAGUUUUAUGAGCAGCUGCAGCGAAUCCUCGGCUCCUCAGCUCCUUCGGCUUUUCCUGAGGUCUCGUAUGAUGUUGAAGAGAUGAAUGAUGAAGAGCUGCCUCAAGAUGCCGAUGAUGACCUGCAGUUUGUUGGCCAAACAAGCCAGUUGGAAAUAGGUACGAUAAUCAGCUCUGUAAGCAUUUAACCAGGAUUGAGAAGAAGGACAAAAUGAUGCUGUCAAACUUCACCAAAAAUAUAGUGUAGGGCACACUGAAAUGACAAAUACAGACAGAAUUUGACUCCAUACUUUUCACACGCUGUUUUCACUCUCUCUAUUUAAGGAACUCGAAGUGUCCCGUGGACGGACUUGGAGACACUGACCCUCAUAAACACAUGGGGUGAAGAAAGGAUGCAGCAGGAGCUGAGAGGAAACAAAGGAAGCGGGCACAUCUUCUUUGUCGUAUCCAACAAGAUGGCUGCUCAAGGCUUUUCCCGAACACCAGAGCAGUGCCAAACCAGGCUGAAGAGGCUGAGGUCCAGUUUCAGACAGUGCUACCAGAACAAGUAUGUGUUCUGGUCGCACUUUUUUUCAGGCAGUUCAAAUCUUCUGAGCUACACAUUGAAUUUUUGAUCUACAUGUUGAGACGUAACAUAAAAGGGAAAAGAAAAGUGUUCAGGUUGUUAAAGUUUUGGAUUAACUGUAUUAUCUGCCCUUUUCUUACCUCUUAAUCUAGUUUGAAGGGAGAGGAGCAGGUCCAGUGCAAGUUUUAUAACGAGCUGGGAAGAAUCUUGGUGAAGGACUUCCUCCCAGUGCCACAGGGAGAGGAAAUGUCUUCAGAGGAGCCACCAGAAGACAUCCCCUCUUUCGCCCAGCCUGAUACAGGUAAAACAUCAAAACUGGUAGCAGGAGAUAUUCUGAAGCCAAGAAAAUGUUCAAUUUGAGUUUUAAAGACUUUCCCAAGAGUAAGAACAAAAAUGAAUAUCCUGAGCUUAUUCUGGAUGGGUUGGUCAUUUUGACUCCUCAGCAUUGAGAACUGUACAGAGUAAUUUUACCACACAGGGAAUAUUUAAUAGUGAACCACCUUUUUCAUGUCUUGGUAAAGAUACUGCUGUAGCUAGAAUAAAGAACUCCAGAUACCGACCAUCUGACAGGUCUGCUUUUUGUCUCCAGAGUCAGGACCAAACAUGGAGAAGCAGUUGUCGAUUUUUAUGUUCCACUUUAUUUGGAGCAAAUUCCAAGAAAUGAAACAAUUCUUCCAGAACUCUCUGUUAUUGAGGAGUAAUGUAAACCAAGUACCCGAGCUCGAUGAGUUUACACCAGAGUACAGUCCAGCAUUCAUCACAAGUCAUCAUAAAGUUUCAUGUCCCUUUUACAGCACUGUCUUAUUAUCGUAUCCUGCCUCUUCUUGCUGGCUUUAAAAUCUGAUACAAAAAAGUUCCUCUUCUCUAGUUUUUCAUCAUCAUCCAAACAAAAAAACUCAAAAGAAAUGUUACCAUACUUUUAUCAUACAUUUACCAACAAAUGUGAAGUAAAAAUGUUGGUGAUUAAUUCUCUGUAUAGUUUCAAUUGUGUGUUAAACAUGUUUUUGAAAGAAACUCCAGCCUGCUGUGAAGCGUUUUUUAAAAACUCAACCCAAGAGUCAUCUAAAUCCACUUGAGAAAUACUCAAUCUGUGAUAUAAUUAAUUCGUAAAUAUCCUGGAAAGGGGAUGAUGUUCUUUUCUAAACUUAACAGGUCAGAUUUAAGUCCCGAAACACGUGUCCAUGUGUCAAAGUUCAUGUUUCAGCAACAACAGCUGACUCAACGACAAUAACUUUGUAGUUAGUAGUGGGGGAGGCUACCUGCUAGUUCUGUUUUAUGUAAUACUUUUGGAGGAACAUGUUCAACCUCAACUUCGAUGAUGGUGAAAGGAUCAAUACAAAGUUGAUGGCAGAAUCAGCUCAAUAAAGUUAUCGUUUCAAUCAUUUCUGUUUGUGCCUCCUCAGAGUCUGCUGUGGGCGUUCAGGAGGACAGGAAAAAAGUCCCUUGGUCGGACAAAGAGACCAUCAUCCUUCUGGAGUUAUGGGGAGACCAGCAGGUAGGAGACGGUGUCAUAUUCGAUUUUUCUGAUGAACUCAAAAACUGAGGAUGUUAGCAUCAGCUCACCAUAAUGGCUCUCUUUGAAUUUUUAUUUGCAGGAGCAUUAUGUCUAAUCACUGAAAGUGUUUUGCGUGUUUCCCUCUGAGUUUAGGUCCAAAAGAGCAUGAGACGUUACCCGCACAACGGUCACAUUUUCUCUGAAAUAUCAGAGAAACUCAACGCCAACGGCUAUUACCGCAGCCCAGAUCAGUGCCACACCAGGAUCAAACGGCUGAAAGCGAACUAUCGGCAAUGUCGAGAAAACAUGAGGUAAAAAAAUUCACACCGAUGUUAUUCCUCUUUAUUCUACUGUGGUCUCUUUAUGUGUGUCAAAGCAACUGCAUUUACCACGCGCAGCUCCUCUGGCAGUGACAGAGUGGACUUUAAAUUCUACGAUCUGCUGGAACAAAUCCUGGACAAGCAGCCGUCAACGUCCUCCACUGUGAUCACUGACUCCAUCGAGAUAUCAGAGGACUCCAACAGUGAGUCAGUGACAGAAACAGGUACAACUUCACCUCUCUGGCCUGUCAGUGGGUGUUUGUUUUAUACAGAAGUUAAAAGUGAAUUUUCAUCAGCAUUUGGCAGCAUGUAAUAAAGACAGAUGUUGAAUUUUGAAUGUGGGAUUGCUAAAUGUUGUCUUAAUCGGUAUUUCAAUGCUUUGUGUGAAAUUCAUGCAUAACUUAAUAACUUUAUCAUUUAUUUAGACUGAAUGAAAUAACUUUGUGGUUGAAACACACUGUUAUCAUACCAAAAGCCGACGAUAACACCAUCUGUUUUUCCCGCAAGAUGGAGAAAUCAUGUCCACAGAGAAACCAGCACCAAGCUCAUGGUCCGAUGAGGAGACUCUCGCUCUUAUCGAGAUCUGGGGCGUAGAAGAUGUACAGAAGGUACUGAGGGGUUUUGUCCACAAUGGUCACGUUUAUGAUGAGAUUUCGGAGAGGAUGCAGGAGCUCGGUUACUUCAAAACCCCGGAGCAGUGCCGCUGGAAAGUCAAAUCUCUGAGGAACAACUUUCGACAGUGUUACGACAGGAAGAAGUGAGAUCUGUUUUUCAGUCUUUUUGUCCGAGAAUUGAGAAUCGAGUUUGUAAGAAUGAUUGAAUAUGAACUAACAAUUACAUUCACAUCUUUUUACGCUUUCAAGAAGUGGAAGAAGCGUUGAUUAUAAAUUCUACAGUCAGAUGGAGCUGGUACUCGGACAGGAGGCAGUUUCCAUGGAUGAAUAUGAUGAAAGAGAUGAGCAAGCAGAGGUGGAUCAAGGUACGUUUUACACUCACAGCAGAAGAGGAAAAAAGCACUGCAUGAUACACAUUUAAUAAACCUCCCUGUCUGUUGCUUUCAUCAGAAUCAGGUGCAGACGCUUUAAACACAGCAUGGACAGAGGAGGAGACGGUUGCUUUGGUUGAAGUUUGGGCUGCAGACGACGUGCAGCACAGCCUGAAAGCUUGUGUGAGAAACGGGCACAUAUUCGCAGACAUAGCUGAGAGAAUGACUGUUACGGGAUACCCCAGGACGGCAGAGCAGUGCCAAUCACGCAUCAAGAGACUGAAGAAGGCGUACAGGCGAUUCUGUAACAACCGGAGGUAAAUAAACCAGAUGAUCGAACAUGAUUGAGUUAUUAUUUUGCCAAAUGAUGAUUCAAAUCUCGAUUUUGGUUCAAGUAGAAAUGGACGGCCCUCUGUGUUUCGAUACUUCCACCUUCUGGCCCCGGUGCUCGGUGAUGACUCUGUGUUUGCUGACAUGGACAGUACAGCUGCUGAUUCUACCAUACAGCCCAUCAUAGACAAUGAUCCUGAAAUGUGUAAGCUGAAGUAUCAUCAAACCCUUGUACGCAGUUUGUGUUAGAAAGCCAGCUAUAGAUCCUUAAAAAUAAAAAUAAACAAAUUUGUUUGGUUUGUUUUUUUAGAUGAUCAGCCCUCAGGGAGCCAACUUCUCACCGACCUGAGCAAAAAGACGCCCUGGUCAGACCAGGAGACCCGCACCCUCCUGGAGAUCUGGGGUGAAGACGCGGUACAGCUCACACUGAGGGGCUGCCAGAAGAACCGCCACGUGUUUGUGUACAUUUCUGAGAAGAUGAGCAGCCAGGGAUUCAUUCGCACCUCAGAGCAGUGCUACACCCGCAUUAAGCGCCUCAAAUAUGGCUUCUUACAUGAAAAGUUAGUGAAGAAAUGGAUGAUUAUUUGUUUUCCUCAUGGGGAUCUUAUGGGACAUUUUUAAUUUUUCCUUUUAUUUUAAGAUUUAUUUUUUGAUGUUUCAGAAAUUGCUGUGUAUAUUACUGAGUCCCCUCUUUGAUAAAACACACUUUUGAGAUAUUUACUGAACUCGUUGCAUUUUUCUGUAUUUUUUUUUUAUUGUUUCAAAAAACCUUUUGUGUUUUCUCGAUGAAUCCCAGGCUACAAAUUCAAAUGUGGUGACUUGUCUGUUUUCUGUUUGUUCGAUGAUUUCAGGGAGGACUUUAAAUUCUUCAGAGAGAUGGAUGAAAUCUUCAGAAGGGAGCUGAAAGUGGACGACUCAUCCGCUGAGGUCUCAGCUCCAGAUGAGCCGGAUGAUUAUGAACCUGUUUCUACUCAAAAGAAAGGUUUGUCAAAUUUCAGUCUUGAUCGGUGUUUUUUUUUCUUCAAACCAGGAGUUGAGGAGUUGAAACUUGUGAAUAUAACACCAAUGAAUAUGGGAAUAUGCUUUUUAUAGUUUUUACCAUGAGCCUACAUUUAAGCUAUAGAAAUUAGAGUAGAUAAUGUACAGUUAAAAUUCAGGUGAGAAGCAUAGUUGAUACAGAUUAAAAAAAAACAUAUUGAAGCAUUUCAUGGUAUACAGAAGCAAACAAGAUCAUCUGAAACAGGUUUAACAACUUUUAUCAUGCAAAUUUCAGUGCCUGAAUCUGGUGCGAGGGGGUAGGUGGCAACCAAGAAGCUGAUAUUUUUUUUUUUUAUCAUUUCCACAUAAAAUAUUCACAAUAAAUAAUAGUUUUUACUUUAAAAUAUCAGCAGAAUCAGUUUUUCUCAAAAGACACUGUUUUUUUUUUUUAUUAGCUGCAUUGCUAAUAAAUGGUUUGUUUAGCUCACAAAGACGCCUCAUCAUUAGUUUUAGGCUCUCUCGCAACCUGUUAAAAAUUACUUACUAGAGCUUUAAAAUCAUCUUCAUCCUCAUACAACCCUUUGAGCAGAUUUUGUCAUUAUGCUACAUAGUUGUUGUUUCUUUUCUAAAACCUCCUCUCUGUACUUUCUCUCAGGUUCAUCGUGGGUAGCUGAAAGCUCAAAGCUGCCCUGGGGCGACGGGGAGACAGAAGCCCUCUUGGACAUCUGGGGGAGCGAGGAUGUCCAAGAGAACUUGAAGGGCUGCACAAAGAACAAGCACAUCUUUAUCCAGAUUGCUGAGGUCAUGGCCAGUCAGGGCUAUAUGCGCACUCCAGAGCAGUGUCAGACUAGAAUAAAAAGGCUGAGGGCCAAUUUCAGACACUUCCUUGAAGGCAGACAGUAAGUACAGCAAAGCAGCAUAUUGACUUUGGAAUAUGCUGGAGUCGGUCAUUCAUUUUUCACUUUAUUUUCUUUGCAUGUUCAGAUAUCUAAAGUAAAACUUUAAACUAAGAUGUCAAAGUCUGAAAUUCUGUUUUUUAUACAGAGGGGAGAAACAAGAAUGCAAGUACUUUGACCAGUUGGUGCAGAUCUUUGGUACCAAGUACAGAUCGAACAAUGACCCCCUGUCUGAUGACACAGCUGAUGUUGUAGGUAAGAAGUGACGUUUUCUUUGAUUUUACAAUUCAAAAAGAUAUCAUAAUAUCAUACAAAACAAUACGGUAGGGGAGACCAGGGCUUGUUGUCACAUGGGUAAGUUGUCACAUUGCAAUUAUCUUUGCCACCAGAGGGCGCAAUUAAAACGCGGAAUACUAGUUUUCUUCCUUUACGUGGUCAGGGGUCGCGUCCUGUCUGAGAAGAGAAGAGCACAUUGUGAGCUGAGAUGAGCGCCAAGUAACCAUAUCGCACAACCAAAAGUAAAAAAAGUUAACCUUAUAUAUUUUAAAAUAAGCUUCUUGUAGAUAAAAAUCCUAACAGUGAUACAUGUGGAUUUGUUAGAGGAGAGAUUAAGGCAUGUUGUCAUAGCUCAGUCAUUGUUCUGUUUUAAGAUAACUUAAAUCUAGAGCUUUAAUUAGCAAACAUGGUAGUUUGGGGCAACAUGUCUCAGUCAUUUUGGGGCACAAUAAAGGACUUUAAUGUCAGCUACCAUACUUUGGCUCAGUACUGCAAAAACAUUCACCCCAGCUGAAAUACAGAGUCAGACAGCUCUCCAAACUCCAGAGCAUGUUGAUAAUAUUUUAUGUUAACGUUUGUUUAAUGGCUAUGUUCAACAACUUGCUCAAUGAUAAACAUUUUCUGUGUCUGAAUUUGAUGUUUACUUUUAAGUAAAAAAUUGAUAAUAAUUUUGUCCUUGUUUUAUUAGCUGUAAAAUCCACUGUGACAUCUUACCCCAUGUAGUGAGACAACUUACCUCAUGGUGGGGCAACAUGUCACAUGUUCACACUCUCUAUUUAUAACUCUGCACUGACACAAGAUAUGAAAAUGACAUGAAUACGAAACAUAUACAUGAGACUUUGGUCUUUUGUGUGGUACACAUUUUGUUUUUAUAUGAUGUGUUGAUUCCAAGUAAUAUAUAAGAGUGUAAAAAGUGUGACAACAAGCCCCGGUCCACCCUACCAUACAAACAAGAGAGUGUAAUGUUUGUGUUGUGAACACGAUUCAAGUUUGUCGGAAAUUGUGUCAUCCUUGGUAUCCAUGAUUUACUUGUAAUCCUCAGAGACCUGAAACUGUCUGCCACUGACAUUUAAUGGACCUAGGAGCUGCAGAUGACCAGAAGAGGGUCCAGAGGAGGAAAAAACCGGAGCACUGCCUCAGAAAGGGUCAUAUUGUUGACUGUGGUGAGCAGCUGUUUACAGAUUACAGGAGAGUGACUGCCAAAGCUCACUGUAAUCUUUGCCUCUGUAUGAUGUAUUCUUUAGACACUGUUACAUUCUGCAUACACAGGGUGCGUGUGUGUGUGUGUGUGUGUUUGUGUGUGUGCGUGCGCGUGUGUGUGUGCGUGCGUGCGCCUCCUGCAUCCCUCCACCAGAGUGUCUUGUGAUUAUUUACAAUAGAGCCAUGACACAAAAACCAGGAAGCUCAGGGCUCAAGAUAAAAGAAUCUCAACAAGGAGUCACUGACAGUGCUGUGCUCCUCCAGAAAAACAAUUUUCUACUUAUACGUGAUUAUUUUAUACUUGAAUGUAAAGUCAGGAGUUUUAAGCACAAGUGAAAAAGUCUCUGUCACUGUACCUACAUUCUACCUUUGCUUUUUUUUGAAGCCUCACUUGUACAAUUUUUGUUUUUGCACUUGUUCGCCGUGCUCCAGAGCGUUGACUUUUUUGUGCUCUGUAUCUGUUAGAUGUUAUUCACAGUCUUAUUUAUUUGAAUUUAAAUUAUUAUGUGUUAUGUUCAGACUUUGACCGUUUACUUGAAACAUGAUGCUCUUGAAACUUUACUGAAGCACAUUCUUUCUACAAACGUGCUUACGUGUUCAUUAAAAGCAGCUACAAUA